Linum tenue is the source of this 1792-nucleotide messenger RNA. Lineage: Eukaryota; Viridiplantae; Streptophyta; Magnoliopsida; Malpighiales; Linaceae. The record is from the annotation of a GenBank genome assembly.
GAAGUAAUGAAGAAAUUGUUUGGGAAAAUCCAACUGACUUUGUUGGAGCUGAACUGUGUCUUCUAAAACCCUAAAAACCUUCUUUUUCUCCCUCGCGUCUCCCUCACUCAACGCGACAAGUGCCCACACAGUCCGAUAACCAGUGAGAAAUGGCGACACUUCAGUUUCAGCCACAGCUUCAGCUGGCGAAACCCAACUCCUCUUCUUCAUCCUUCUCUGCCGUGUGCCUGCCUCCGCAGAGGCUAUGCUCUGCGCAUAGAAGUAAGCGGAGGGGAAGUACCACGUACAGGUCAAGGAGUUCGGGAUAUGGGAAUGUGAGCUGCUCCUUUUCUCAAAUGGAGAAUGCCAAGAUUAAGGUAGUGGGCGUCGGCGGUGGCGGAAACAAUGCUAUUAAUCGCAUGAUUGGCAGCGGCUUGCAGGGGGUCGAUUUCUAUGCGAUAAACACAGAUUCUCAAGCACUGUUGCAAUCUGCGGCCGAGAACCCAAUCCAAAUUGGAGAGCUUUUGACUCGUGGAUUAGGUACUGGUGGGAAUCCCCUCUUGGGAGAGCAGGCUGCAGAGGAAUCGAAAGAAGCUAUAGCCGAUGCUUUGAAAGGGUCUGAUCUUGUGUUCAUAACAGCUGGUAUGGGUGGUGGCACAGGAUCUGGUGCUGCUCCUGUUGUGGCUCAGAUAUCAAAGGAGGCAGGCUAUCUCACUGUUGGUGUAGUCACAUACCCUUUUAGUUUUGAAGGCCGGAAAAGAUCUUUGCAGGCAGUGGAAGCUCUAGAAAAAUUACAGAAGAAUGUUGAUACGCUGAUAGUGAUACCAAAUGACCGCUUGCUUGACAUAGCUGAUGAGCAGACUGCACUUCAGGAUGCUUUCCUUCUUGCUGAUGAUGUCUUACGCCAAGGCGUUCAAGGAAUCUCUGAUAUUAUCACUAUACCUGGGCUGGUGAAUGUUGACUUUGCUGAUGUAAAGGCAGUAAUGAAAGAUUCUGGAACUGCAAUGCUUGGAGUUGGGGCUUCCUCUGGGAAAAACCGAGCAGAAGAAGCAGCUGAGCAGGCAACUCUGGCUCCUCUGUUGGGAUCGUCCAUCCAAUCGGCUACUGGAGUUGUUUACAAUAUAACUGGUGGAAAGGACAUAACGCUGCAAGAAGUGAACAGAGUAUCGCAGGUGGUGACAAGUUUGGCGGAUCCAUCUGCAAAUAUAAUAUUCGGCGCAGUGGUUGACGAACGCUUUAAUGGAGAGAUUCAUGUGACCAUCAUUGCAACUGGAUUCUCACAGUCGUUUCAGAAGACGCUUCUAACAGAUCCCAAGGCGGCCAAACUGCUUGACAAGAUGGCAGCAGGGAACCAAGAAACUAGCAAAGAAAACCCUCUUCCUCUCAAAGCUACUGCUGCUGCAACUUCGGGCACGGCUUCUCCAAGAAAGCUCUUCUUUUGAUCCUUUGAUUUUUCUCAAUUUCCUUCCUCUCCUCUCUUUCGGUUCAUUAUUGAGAUGGUGUGAUUUCCUGCUCCAAUGCAGCUGUGUAUUGAUUGUGAAGCUCCUCAAGUUGUAAAAUUUAAUUCUCUAUUCCAUGCUUGUUUUUAGUUACUUAAUUUAAGCUCUGGCAAAUAAUAGUAAGCUCCAGUAUCGACAUGAUAAUGGUUUAAAAAGGGGUUGAGGUUCGGUUACGUUCGGAUCUCGAAUUGUGGAUGAACUCAAGAAGUCAAGGACAGUAUCCAAGAAUCGGUACAAAUUUCUACAAACAAUUUAUUGUGCUAUGAAACUAACCUUUUUUUGUAAGGUCAUACACAGACAAAUCAUGUUAAUCC